GGGAUGCCAGCUUUUUCAGAGACGUUACUGGAAGCUACUAGAAAUGAUGAAACACCAAGUAAUACACACUACUGACGUCUCACUAAGAGGAGUAUAAGUACAACUUGAAUUUGUCCGUGAACCUUAAACUCUUCUGAAGCUUCUUUACCUGGUUAGACACUCAAAUUAACUUUGAGGUUAGCAUUAGCAUUAGCCGGAACCAGGAAGAGCUUCCCAGCAACCGACUGGACUCACAGAUUUUGUCAUUAUGAGAAACCGACAGAGGGGAUCCCACCUGGGCCUGAUGCUCCUGGCCUCUCAGGUGUUUCAGGUGGGACUGAACAACAUCCCUCCGGUCACUCUGGCUGUUCUGGGGCUCAAUGUUUACCUUUUCCUGUUCCCCGCUGCUCCAUUGAUGAGGGCUUGUGUGAGUGUCCAGCAGGCGUACUGGUUUAAAGACUGGCGUCGACUUCUUCUUUCUCCACUCCAUCAUGCGGACGACUGGCAUCUGUACUUCAACAUGGUGUCCUUCCUCUGGAAAGGAACCAAGCUGGAGCGCCGGCUGGGAGGAGCCUGGUUCAUCUACCUGCUGUCAGUCUUCUCUCUGCUCACCGGAUUGGUCUAUCUGGUGCUGGAGGCGGUACUUACAGAGCUGACCCAGGACCAGUCCUACAGCAUGGCCUGUGCUGUUGGCUUCUCAGGUGUUCUAUUUGCUUUGAAGGUGCUCAAUAACCAUUAUCAUCCUGGAGGUGUGACCUAUGUGUAUGGUUUCCCCGUACCUAAUCACUAUGCUAGCUGGGUGGAGCUAAUCCUAAUCCACAUAACAGCACCUGGGACAUCUUUCGUUGGUCACCUGGCAGGUAUCCUGGUCGGUCUGCUCUACACCACUGGACCACUGAAGCCCAUCAUGAAGAAAUGUGCAGAGUUUGUGACAUCGAAUGGCUCUUACUCACGGCCCGCUUCAUACUACAACUCCUCAGGAUCUUCAGGCUACCGUGGUACUGGUGGAGGAUAUGCAGGAAACCAUCAGUAUGCACCACAUUACACAACAGAUCAUACAGCACCAUAUACAGGUGGACUGACAGAAGAAGAGCAGUUAGAAGCAGCCAUCAGAAACAGUCUGAAUGACAGAGGACAAACCAACCAGAGAGGAGCUCCUCCUCCGUAUGGUUUCAACCUCUCUGAUGAGGACACAGCAGAGGAAAUCAGAUGGAGAAGACUGAGGAGGUUCGACAGCUGAGCUGCCAGACAGCAGCAGCAGAAGAGAAGACAAAUGCUUUGUUGACAAGACGCAGAAAGUCUGGUCCAAACUCUGCUUCCACAGACUGAUGAGGAGCGUUCUAAAUGACAAGGUUUAACCACAGCCUCACACAUUUUAGAGCUCUUUCACUGUGUGGUUCUCUUUGUUAACGUGCCCCUGAGCUUUAGCUGGUAUGCUGUGAAAAGUCUAAUGUGAAGGGUACAAUGUAUGUAUCGAUGCUGAAGUUGUCUUUGCAAUUGCUCAUAUGGGAUUUAUGGGCAAAGUUCCAACGGAAUAUAAAUUGUGAAGUAGUUAGUAGCCAUCAUAGUACUUUAAAUGCUGUUUAAUGUUUAAAAUCUAUACAUGAAUCUGAGAAAUACCAAAUAUUGGUCGAACACUGCUAUAUUUAGACCUGUCAAACCUGGUGGAUUGAUGGAGAUUUCAAAAGUUUUGUUUAAACAGCACUGAACACUUAAUACGAAAUGUAGUAAAAGAGAUGUUACAUUGAAGAGUCAUUUGAGAAUCAUUAUCCCUUAAAUUUACCCUUAAAUUCAAAAAGCUAUGAAGGGAUGUGAUUGGAAAAUACUCUAUUUGAAACAGCUUGAUACUGAAGCUAACAUGGAAGCAAGGAGGGCUUCUAAUCUCAACAGGCCUGUACUUCAUUUACUCAACUUCAAAAUUCAAUAUUGAGAGAAAAACUGGGGAAAUAAAGCUGGAAUUAAAAUUUUAAAGGAUGAAAAUUAAAUUCCUCACCACCCCCCCACCCUCCGAGAUGUUAAAUCUGAACCGGCCGGUAUUUUCAAAGCAGGUUCAGCAAAAAUACACCAGCAACACCCACAUGACAUCCUGACUCAUUCUUUUUUUUUUGUUUUUUUUUUUUGUAAGAUUAGCCUUUUUAGAUUACCAAAACAUGACUAUAUUUUUAUACUCUCCUGUUACUAUGGGUGAUGAAUGCGCUACAUCAAAAGGUAAACAUCUGUUUUCAUAUAGCCCCAAUAUGCCUGGUAAUCUGUAAUAAAUGUUCUUUUUAAGCACA
Molecule: messenger RNA, 2255 nt
Organism: Amphiprion ocellaris (clown anemonefish)
Lineage: Eukaryota; Metazoa; Chordata; Actinopteri; Pomacentridae
Gene: rhbdd1
Product: rhomboid domain containing 1
Exons: 8
Coding region: 248-1219 (323 amino acids)
Cellular component (GO): membrane
Molecular function (GO): serine-type endopeptidase activity
Source: RefSeq, a predicted model, not a curated record